GGGGAAAGGCUUCUUUUGAACUGCUCUUCUUGUUCGCAGGAGAAAGGAACAGCGAAACCCUAGCGGAAGAGUAGAGCCCUCGGGGACUUCUGAAUCGUUACGUCCUCGUAUUUCAGUUCCCGAUCCGUUCCGAUCACUUAUUCUUGUUGUUCGAUCUCCGCUCAGCGAGUUUUUGGUUCGAUCGGAUUUGGCGGAAGGUUAUCUGUUGGAACUUGAGCAGGAGGAUGGUAUCGGACGCGAGCAAGAGGAAGGCGGCGGCCAAGAAAGCCGCAGCCGCUGCGAAGAGGGGUGGGAAGUCUGCCGUGACGUCGUCGAAGACGUCUGAGGUGACCAACGGGAUUGCGAAGGUUGCUGAUGGAGUGGGGGCCUUCCAGAUCUCAGAUCGGACUUGCACUGGAGUACUUGCUUCGCAUCCCCAAUCCAGAGAUAUCCAUAUUGAGUCCUUAUCAUUAACCUUUCAUGGGCAUGACCUGAUAGUAGAUUCUGAGUUGGAGCUCAACUAUGGAAGGCGCUAUGGUUUGUUAGGACUUAAUGGUUGCGGGAAGUCAACUCUUCUGACAGCUAUUGGAUGCAGAGAGCUCCCCAUCCCUGAGCACAUGGAUAUAUAUCACCUUAGCAGGGAAAUUGAAGCUUCUGAUAUGUCUGCUCUGGAGGCUGUCAUCUGCUGUGAUGAAGAAAGAUUGAGGUUGGAGAAAGAAGCUGAAAUAUUAGCCGCCGAGGAUGGCGGUGGUGGAGAAGCUUUGGAUCGCAUCUAUGAGCGAUUGGAAGCUCUUGAUGCAUCGACCGCUGAAAAGCGAGCUGCUGAAAUUUUGUAUGGUCUUGGUUUUAAUAAACAAAUGCAAACAAAGAAAACCCGAGACUUCUCUGGUGGUUGGCGUAUGAGGAUUGCAUUAGCUAGAGCCCUCUUUAUGAAUCCAACAAUACUUUUGCUUGAUGAACCAACAAAUCAUCUUGAUUUGGAAGCAUGUGUUUGGUUGGAAGAGACUCUAAAGAAGUUCGACCGAAUCCUAGUUGUGGUGUCACACUCCCAGGAUUUUCUCAAUGGAGUAUGUACCAACAUCAUACACAUGCAGAACAAGAAGCUUAAGCUGUACACUGGUAAUUAUGAUCAAUACGUCCAAACCCGCUCAGAGCUGGAAGAAAAUCAGAUGAAGCAGUACAAAUGGGAGCAGGAUCAAAUUUCUUCAAUGAAAGAGUACAUUGCUCGUUUUGGACAUGGUUCUGCAAAACUGGCUCGUCAAGCUCAGAGCAAGGAGAAAACCCUUGCUAAGAUGGAGCGUGGCGGACUUACAGAGAAAGUGGUGAGGGACAAAGUGUUGGUCUUUCGCUUCACAGAUGUUGGUAAACUACCCCCACCAGUCCUACAGUUUGUUGGCGUGACUUUUGGCUACACUCCAGACAAUCUCAUCUACAAAAACCUAGAUUUUGGGGUGGAUCUAGAUUCAAGAAUUGCCCUCGUAGGGCCUAAUGGUGCUGGCAAGAGCACAUUGCUCAAGCUAAUGACGGGUGAUCUCAUUCCUUUAGACGGAAUGGUGCGGCGGCACAAUCAUCUCAGAAUUGCACAAUUUCAUCAGCAUCUUGCAGAAAAGCUGGAUCUCGAUAUGUCAGCCCUCCAGUACAUGAUGAUGGAAUACCCAGGCAACGAGGAAGAGAAAAUGAGGGCUGCGAUAGGGAAGUUUGGACUGUCAGGAAAAGCACAGGUGAUGCCCAUGAAACACUUGUCGGAUGGUCAGAGGAGCAGGGUAAUUUUUGCCUGGCUGGCCUGGAGGCAACCUCAUUUGCUGCUGCUCGAUGAACCAACAAAUCAUCUGGAUAUUGAAACUAUUGAUUCAUUAGCUGAAGCACUGAACGAGUGGGACGGUGGCCUAGUUCUGGUGAGCCAUGAUUUCAGAUUGAUCAACCAGGUGGCCGAGGAGAUUUGGGUGUGCGAGAAUCAAGCUGCCACCAGGUGGGAGGGUGACAUUAUGGGCUUUAAGGAGCACCUUAGGAACAAGACUGAGUUCGCGGAUUAAUAUCUCUCUGAAGUUAUCUUUUAUUCAGAGUUUAUGGUUUGAUUACCUCGAUAUAGUGAAGUUUUCACUAUUAUGUAUAACUUGAGGCUGCCUAGCAUUAAAGGUGGCAUUUAGCCUAUUACUGUAUAAUCAGCCUGGCUGACUGUAAUGUAUUCAUGGAGAAUCCACGUAAGAACAUAAGCUAUUCUAUCGCCUAAA
Zingiber officinale is the source of this 2210-nucleotide messenger RNA. Its product is annotated as ABC transporter F family member 1-like. Gene Ontology annotation, molecular function: ATP binding; ATP hydrolysis activity. The transcript has 5 exons. The record is from RefSeq and is a predicted model, not a curated record. The coding region runs from base 225 to 2012 and encodes 595 amino acids. Lineage: Eukaryota; Viridiplantae; Streptophyta; Magnoliopsida; Zingiberales; Zingiberaceae.